CUUGCUUCUAAAAGGUUGCAGACAAGUCGCGCUUUCUCAUCGUAUCUCGAAAGUGUCUCGGAAUCAUUGUUGCCGAUGCACGUUAGCAUUGUAGCCAUUGUUACGCAGAAAGGUAUAUCCUCCUCUACCAGCCGCAGAAGGGUGCACUUGUCCCUCCUUCUAUCACACUUUCGAUGAUGUCUCAGAUCUAUCUCCACAUCGGCAAUGCCAGCAAAAGCCCAAGAUCACACUUAUAAUGGAGCCGAGAUGAGAUCAUCAUCAAGGUUCAUUCUCUAAAUAUUGUCUUCUUGAGUCUGAGUUCUGCUGCCUGGUGUUGCAACUCCAACUCUUCCGAAACUCUCUUAAUCCAUCUCUUUGACUAACGAACGCUGACCCACGUAUUUUCAUCAGCAUCAUAAUGUCUGUCGGCAUCACAAUCGCCUGUUUCCCCAUGCUCGAGUCCUUGCUUCUGGUAUUGCUCAACUUCUUCGCCACGUUCGUCCCCAAACGCCAGACUGAACCCGAAUCAACAAGAACCGAUCGUCCAGAGUGCGACUAUACGCGGCGGUUCAAUCUCGCAACCAUAUUCAGGCGCCCAAAACCCGCCUACCUUCGAUCAAACUCCGACUAUGAUCCCAUUCAAGGGAACAGUCGAUUCCUCGAAAGAUACCACGAUCCAGGCUCGAACGUGACGUUCGAUCUCUACCGCUCCGCUCCGCCGCGUCUUCCACGUACGUGGGAGUCGCACACUCGAACGCCGAACAGAGCCUCGUCACUCACCAACUUCAGCCUGCCUUUCUCUGUUGAUCAGAGGGACCACUCAUAUUCUGCCGUCAGGUCGUCCAGAGCGAGUUUUGGGACAGGAGAGUUCAUCGGGAUGGACUUAUCGGACAUUGGGUCGGGGAUCGGAUACGCCGUGAGCAUUACGAGCGGUGACACGGUGAGCGAGGAGAUCAACCAAGACCGUCAAAGUCUUGAUGGUAAAGACGACAUUCCACCAGUUCCUAAGAUGAAGGACUUUGCGAAUGACAUGCCAGGCAUUGUGCGUACAACAACCACGUACAUCACUGUUAAGUAGUGUGGUUUCGUUUAGGUUACGUCCUUCUAGUUCGGUUUUGAUCUUUUGGCGGGAGGCGUGUAGCGGUUAUGGUUGAGAGUUGGAGCCUCAUGUUAGAAGCAUUUGGUACUGAAUACAUAUUUAAGCACAUGACGUUCAAAUGAAUGUUUAAUAACAGAACUGUUCUCGGUCAUGUGUUAUCUGCGUUAGGCGGCUUGGGAGAAUUUCCUGGCCAGGGACCCUUAAUCGAAGCUACACGAGAUCCAAGUAUAUGCUUCAAAGAAUCUCAAGUUAAUAGUAUUAUUCAUUGAAGUCCGAAUAUACAUCGUCACGUGAUGGCGAAUGAAGAGUGUUGAGAGUAAUGAUAAUUAAACAGUCCCCUCGACUCUA
This is a messenger RNA of Aaosphaeria arxii CBS 175.79, 1426 nucleotides long. RefSeq lists its product as uncharacterized. The annotation marks the transcript as partial. Lineage: Eukaryota; Fungi; Ascomycota; Dothideomycetes; Pleosporales. The record is from RefSeq and is a predicted model, not a curated record. The transcript has 2 exons.